AUGCUACAAGAUUCGGAAAUGGAAUCACACCAAUCUGAAUCAGCUGCCUUUCCGCCACACACCGCGUAUAGAAAGCGACAGAAGGUUUCGGUCGCAUGUGUGCCAUGUCGCCGGAAAAAAAUGAAAUGUGAUGCUGUGCGUCCAAUAUGCGGAGGCUGUAGAAAGAGCCCAGAACGCGCGAGGUGCUGCUACCCCGAGGGCCAAGCAGAGAGCAAACCAGCCCCGAUUAACCACAACCCCGGUGAGGCGACUCUCCGUUCCAGUGACCCACACAGUACGACAAGGGGCCUGCCGGAGUAUCCAGCUUCACAAUCUCUUAAUGAAUUCAGCGGUCAAGGGGUGCUGCCUGCUAGCGUGCCGAACGGGGAUCGAUCCACACCUGCUGCUUCACUUAAUUUGGCAAAGCAAUCCGCUGAGAUGUGCGGGGUUGAUUCGAUGAAUGGGGACAUCGGAGGAGACAAGCGGACGGGGGAAAUCUUCGGAAGUAGCAGUGCAGGAACUUUCAUGAGACAAGUCCAAGCUGCCAUCAACGCUAAGCAAGGCUUGUCACCUCCGCAAACCCAAGCCAUUCCAACAGCAUCAAUCGUUGACCGCUCCAAUCGUGGGUGGAUGUCCCCUCAGGAACAGGCUGCUCUGUUUGUUCUUCCGCCGAGAACUUUGGCUGAUGGUUUGAUGCAUGCGUACUGGGAUUUUGAGUGGCCAUUGUUUCCUGUUGUCGACCGGCGCGAUAUUGACUCUGCCUACCAGAAUUUAUGGUGCACGAAGACCGACUGCCCAGCAAUAUUGAUGAGUAUCAUCAAUAUUUGCCUAGCUCUUGGUUGCCACUAUUGCGAUUCCAUACCGACGAAGGAUCGUGGGCCCAUGGGAAUGGAAUUCUUCAUCCGUGCAGAUCUACUUUACCAAAGGUCGGGACCCGGUCCACAGUUGGAAAAAGUGCAGCUUUUAUUACUCCAUUCCAUAUUUAUCCAGAGCACACCGGAUGCCUUUCGAUGUUGGAUGACGGUUGGCGAGGCGAUUCGUAUGGCCCAGAGUCUCGGACUAUACAGCGAGCAACAUUCUCCUUCCGAGUCUGUCCGUCAUAGAGAGCACAAACGGCGCAUCUGGCAUGGUUGCAUAUGGUUGGAUCGUGUUCUUUCUGCCACACUCGGUCGCCCUGGAAUGAUCCCUCAGUGGCUUUUUGGUUCGACGCCUUUGCCAUCUAUGCUCGACGAUGAAGUUCUGGAUACACAAGGACUUGAAGCUCAAGCCGGAUUACACUCAAAGCCUUCUGUGAUGGCUUUCACUGUGAAGGCGUUCGAACUUUAUCAGAUUUUGGAUAAUGUUUUGCUCGAAAUGUACCUUGCACCGACACAAGAGAGGUUCGACGACAAGUUGAUCCAAAUUCUUACCAUGGACAAGAAGCUGUUAGAUUGGAAAAAGUCCCUUCCCAUCCAUCUCCACACCCAACAAGAAGGAAACCUCGAACCGAUAUUCAAUCGACAAGCGACGGUUUUGAAAAUUCGAUUUCUACACGCUCGCAUAUUACUACUUCGCCCAGCUCUCGUCAUGUACACCAAAAUAGGAUAUUCCGCGGAGCCAGGUACUGUCGACGAGACAAGUGUCUCCAGAAUUAUGCUUUUGGAGUGCUCUCGUCUUUGCUUUCGGCUUGCUCGGGAGAUGAUUGAGUUAUUUAAAGCAAAACUGGCCCCAGAAAGUUUGGCCGGCCCACUACCCUCAUGGUGGUAUUCAGUACUAUAUGUUUACACUGCCGCCACAACGAUUCUUGUCGAGCGCUUCCUCGCAGCUCAAGACCACAAAAUGGAUAAAACCCAAGCGUGCAAAACAUGGAAUACCGCCAUCGAGGUGCUCAAGACCUACAGCGAAGUUUCAGACUCCGCGAUGAAAUGCACCAAAGCCUUGGGAUUUCUCGCGGAAAACAUUUUGCCAAAUGAAAGCAACCAAAGUUAUUCCUCGACGGGGAAGUCAAGAAUGAUGGAAUCGGAGAUGUCAUCUAAUAUUGACGCUUUUUUGGACGAGCAGAGCAAGGUUCUUCCAUUCAGCUUUGAUGAUUUCUUGUGGCUAGGAUGA
Messenger RNA from Penicillium olsonii, 2067 nucleotides. NCBI's taxonomy places the organism in Eukaryota, Fungi, Ascomycota, Eurotiomycetes, Eurotiales, Aspergillaceae. The record is from the annotation of a GenBank genome assembly.